CCGAGCAGUCGCUUUCGCCUGUUUUGCGAGUGGAUGAAAAAUAACAAUACAAUUGUGAGUUAUUUUCGCGAAUAAUUUUGUGUACUGUGUCACUGUGUCGUGUAUUGACAGACAAGGUAGUCGGCAUGCGGGGCGGGGCGUGAGAUGGACGGUAUUCAAAUGGAACCCAUCGGCAAGUACAAAGCGGAUCGGAACGGGUCUGCUAAGGCUGCGUGGCGCAACAUGGUAGACCAGGAUCUGGAUGAUGUCGCUUUUUUAGCUGACACAGAUAAAGCAAGAGAAGCGAGGGAGCUCCGCGAGGCACCCGUGGCCGUGUGUUCGCAGCGCCGCGCGCUAUGCCUCGCCGCGUUGGUAUUUUCGGCUAUGUUCGCCACUGCACUGCUCGUCGUGUAUGCCACGCCGCAGCCAGACUGCCCGUGCGCGGGGGAAAGUCCCCUGAUACCCGGCCAGCCUCCCACGGGGGCUGAGACCAACACUGCCUCGUCCAACAAAGAACGUAUUGCGAGUAACGGCCAGGUGUUUCCUUGGAGGGGGGCCCGCCUCCCCACCUUUGUGAUCCCGAAGCAUUACAACCUCUGGCUACACCCGAACCUGACUACUGGAGAACUGAGGGGAGAAGUGUCAAUAGACCUAAAAGUGGAAAGGGACACAAACUUCGUGGUUCUAAACGUGCGAGACAUGAACGUGACCGAACGAGCGCUUUUUCGGACCGGUGGUGCUUUAGGUCCCAAAGUAGCUAAGGCUUUGGACUUUCCUGCGGCUGACCAGACCUAUAUUGAAUUCAAGGAAAAAAUAAGGCGCAAAUACAACUACACACUGAGCCUUCGUUUCAUCACUAAGUUGGAGAGGAAUGACAAGCAACGAGGGUUCUUUUUGACAGGGACACACAAACAGUAA
This is a messenger RNA of Ostrinia nubilalis (European corn borer), 897 nucleotides long. Its product is annotated as leucyl-cystinyl aminopeptidase-like. The record is from RefSeq and is a predicted model, not a curated record. Bases 145 to 897 code for a protein of 250 amino acids. Gene Ontology annotation, molecular function: metalloaminopeptidase activity; zinc ion binding; peptide binding. The transcript is spliced from 8 exons. Gene Ontology annotation, cellular component: cytoplasm. Gene Ontology annotation, biological process: peptide catabolic process; proteolysis. NCBI's taxonomy places the organism in Eukaryota, Metazoa, Arthropoda, Insecta, Lepidoptera, Crambidae.